AUGGCCGUGGCAACGACCCUCUCAUCCCUGCUGAAUCCAGCUCCCAAUCCCUUGGGUAUCGCACCCACCUUCCUGGUCCUCGGAAUAGCAUUUCACCAAUGCAUCCGCACCACGGAAAUUGACAAUCGAAUCAAGUCGCUCCUAGCCUUAUACUCCGUCGUCUGGCUCGUCCUAUGCGCCAGCUACAUCUAUAUCUACUCCGUGGGAGUCCUGUACGCGAUUGGAUCUGCACUAUUCGCAGCAUGCAGCUUCAAUAUUGGCCUCACGAUCAGUAUCCUGGUCUACCGGGCUUUCUUCCAUCGCCUGGGACAUUUUCCGGGGCCUUGGGAUGCUAAAUUGAGUCGGUUAGCUCUGGUGAAACGGGCAAUUAAUCGGACUCAGUACCAUCUGGAUCUGCAGGAAAUGCAUCAGAAGUAUGGCGACUUUGUCCGCACCGGACCGCGUGAGAUCUCGAUCAAUCGGCCAUCCGCUGUUAUGGCAAUUAACGGGCCCCAAUCGUCUUGUUUGAAAGCUCCUUGGUAUAGCCAUGUCUCCGACGAUGUCACUCAGAUAUCUUUGAAUUCUACUCGUGAUCCACAGGUGCACCGUCGCAGGCGGAAGGCUUGGGAUCGUGGUAUGAAGGCACUGCCAUCAUAUGAACCAAGAGUCCAGCACAAAGUCAACGCCCUAGCAACGCAGAUCCGCUCACGGCUGAACAAACCCCUCGACAUUUCGCAAUGGACGAUGUACCUCGCAUUCGACGUGAUGGGACUAGUUGGAUUUUCCGAAGAUUUCCGCCAACUAGAAGACGGCACCGAACAGGCCGCUAUCAAAGAACUGCAUCAGCAAAUGCUAUUCCUGGGCAUUUUGAAAUCCGCGCCUUGGAUUCUGACUAUCCUCGGUUUUAUCCAGGGUUUAGUUGGUGAAUACGGUCAAUUCAUGACUUACUGCGCGGACAGAGUCGGGGAAAAGAAAGAGGUAAGCCUGAAUCCAGCAAAGUAA
Penicillium manginii is the source of this 981-nucleotide messenger RNA. Its product is annotated as cytochrome P450. NCBI's taxonomy places the organism in Eukaryota, Fungi, Ascomycota, Eurotiomycetes, Eurotiales, Aspergillaceae. Gene Ontology annotation, molecular function: iron ion binding; heme binding; oxidoreductase activity, acting on paired donors, with incorporation or reduction of molecular oxygen. The transcript is spliced from 2 exons. The coding region runs from base 1 to 981 and encodes 326 amino acids. The record is from RefSeq and is a predicted model, not a curated record.